GCCAGCCCCGGGAUGCCACAGAAAGCCUGGGCAGAUCGAUCAGCUUCUCACAUCGUUUCCCACCCACUGGGCUCCCUUUCUGUGCCCUGUUCUCCUGCCUGGGAGAGCUGGCUCUGUACUGCCUUUGGGUGUUGCCCCCUGUCCAGUCAAAACGGAAUUUGUCCCUAGCAGAGUAGGAGGAGCCCAUUUCCCAUCCUCUCCUGCAUGCAGAACAGUGCAAUUUGUCACCAGUUCCUGUCCUUCCAUUUCACAGUGCCUUGGACAGAAUUUUCCAGGAUGUAGGCUGGGCUGCAGACUUUUCCCAUUGCUUUGUUUGUUACCUGGAGCAGAUGAAUCACAUCCCAACGGUGCAGCUAUAUUUGGGCAAACUCCAUCAGGGCUGGUAGGACUGCACAUAUGAUAACUGGAGACAUAGUUGGAGGAGGAAUGGGCUCCAAAGCCAAGGCCAUUGCCGCUCUCCUGGCAGUCACCUGUGUCUGCAGCAUCAUCGCCCUCAUCCUGAGCGUUGUGAAUGUGAAGGAUGUGCUUCUGCCUCCCAGCACCAAGUACGGUCUGGUGUUUGACGCUGGCUCCACACACACGUCCCUCUACAUCUACCGGUGGCCCGCGGACAAGGAGAACGACACCGGCAUUGUGUCCCAGGUGGAGGCCUGCUCUGUGUCCGCUCCUGCAGGACUGACUGGCCGUGCCCAGCACUUCAGCCUCCCAGGAUCAGGCGUGUGCUCGGCAUCCCCAGGCAUGCCCACAGCCCUCCUGCUCUGGCUGGAGCGGAAGCGCCUGCAGCGCCCAGGGUGCGUGGCCAUGCCGCAACUGCUGCCUCCUGGCAGGACAGCUCCGAGCACGGAGCAGGGCUGGACCUGGCAAGGACCUGGCAUCUCCAGCUACGCAGAUGACCCCGUGGGGGCUGGCGCCAGCCUGAAGCCUUGCCUGGACAGGGCCAUGAAGAUCGUCCCGGCCGAGCAGCAGCGGGAGACCCCCACGUACCUGGGGGCCACGGCCGGCAUGCGGCUGCUGAGGGAGGAGAACAGCACCAAGGCUGAGCAGGUCUUGGCCGAGGUGUCCAAGGCCAUUGGGGAGUACCCUGUGGAUUUCCGCGGAGCUCGGAUCCUGACGGGGAGCGAGGAGGGCUCCUUUGGCUGGAUCACUGUCAACUACCUGCUGGAGACACUGGUCAAGUUCUCGUUUGCAGAGAAAUGGGAACAUCCCCAGGACACCGAGGUUCUGGGAGCUCUGGACCUUGGCGGUGCCUCGACGCAGAUCACCUUCCAGCCCGGGGUGCCCGUGGAGGACAGGAACACGUCCGUGUUCUUCCGGCUCUACGGCACCAACUACUCCCUGUACAGCCACAGCUACCUGUGCUACGGGCAGAGCCAGGCCCUGAAGAUGCUGCUGGCAGCUCUGCACCAGGCCAGCUCGAGUGCCCAGAUCUCUCACCCCUGCUACCCCCAGGGGUACCAGGAGAACAUCACCGUGGCGGAGCUCUACGACAGCCCCUGUGUGCGUGCGCCAAGCUCAGCCAGCCCUGGCCUUGUCCUCGCGGUGACGGGGACAGGGGACCCAGCCGCGUGUGGCACGGCCGUCCAGAGACUCUUCAACUUCAGCUGCGGGGCGCAGGGGCCGUGCGGGUUCAAUGGGGUCUAUCAGCCCCCCAUGCGGGGACGCUUCUUCGCCUUUGCUGGGUUCUACUACACCUUCAACUUCCUGAACCUGACCCGCCAGCAGUCUCUGAGUGAAGUCAACACCACAGUCCUGUCCUUCUGCAGGAGAAACUGGGCAGAGCUGGUGCAGAGCUUCCCUCGGCAUUUGAAGUACCUGCACACCUACUGCUCCGUGGCCUUUUACAUCCUGACGCUGCUGCUUGAUGGCUACAAGUUCAACGAGCAUACCUGGAGCAACAUCCACUUCAGCAGGCAGGCAGCAAACACAGACAUCGGGUGGACACUGGGCUUCAUGCUGAACUUGACCAACAUGUUUCCUGCAGAGGCUCUGCAGCAUGUCAAGGGCCACCAGCCUGGCCUGUGGGCAGGGGCUGUCUCCUUACUUGUGCUGGCCAUCGUGGCAGGCCUGGUGGCUGUUUUCCUACACUGCUCCUGGAAAACAAAGUAGGUCCCUGCCUCCUGACUAGAGGCAUCCUGCCUACUAAACCAGGCAGGGAAGUGGUGCAGAAGAGGUAGAAAGUGGAGAAGAAUGAAGGCAUUAGACCCAUCUCCAUUGCUCAGGAGAUCUGACUGGGUCAUCUCUGUGAAUGUGGAAGAUGACUUGAUCUCUCUCCAAGAGGAAGACUCCUUUAAUCUGACUGCCAAAAGCUGGUUGAGACUCGCUGGCUGGAUGAAGCCAGAAAAAUUCAAACUAGAAAUAAAAUCAGUUUUGUUUUUCAAA
Molecule: messenger RNA, 2379 nt
Organism: Vidua macroura (Pin-tailed whydah)
Lineage: Eukaryota; Metazoa; Chordata; Aves; Passeriformes; Viduidae
Product: ectonucleoside triphosphate diphosphohydrolase 8-like
Exons: 11
Coding region: 397-2106 (569 amino acids)
Biological process (GO): nucleoside diphosphate catabolic process
Cellular component (GO): plasma membrane
Molecular function (GO): UDP phosphatase activity; GDP phosphatase activity
Source: RefSeq, a predicted model, not a curated record